AUGGCCAAGUCAAAGUGGCUGGCUCCGGUUCUAGCGCUGGCAGCCGUCUUGGUUGGCUCUGGCUCGCUGCAGUUUGUAAGCCCACUGACCGGGCCACGUGUUCUGGGCACCGCACCAGAGCUUGGGAGGGGAUCAGCACUUCUGAGCGACGUGCGGCCCACGAAUCCCUUCGGUGCCACCGUCGGCCCUGCGGUGCUUUGUGUGGCAGCGCUGGCGCUGGUGGCCGGGAAGGCUCAACGAUCCGUGUGCAGAGCGAUUCCAAACCCUCAUGUGAUUCCAGUCGUUGACCUCUCAGGGAAAAAGAUUGGUGAAGAGGAGCUUCAGUUCCAAACCUUUAGCAAACAGACUGCGAACUAUGUGGUGCACCAGGCCUACACCAUUUGGAAGUACCAGCAGCUCCCCUUCACAGCCUUCUUCAAACGCCGUAGCGAUAUGAAGAAAGGCAAGAAGUUGUGGAAGAACAAGGGCGUCGGAAAAGCCCGUAUGGGUUCCAUUUACAGCCCGCUCUUUGGGAAGUCGGCGACCAACAAGAACAAACAUGGACUGGACGAUAGACGAAAGAAGAAGCUGCAGAGGAAAUUUCACAUGAAAGCGAUCUCCACAGUGCUGCAGAGCAAGUGGCGCUGUAUGAAGAUCGUGGAUGGCCUUGAGGAGCGUCACGUGGACGUCGUGGAGCGGAAGAACGAGAACGGUUUUGGGGGCAGUGGUGACUGA
Messenger RNA from Durusdinium trenchii, 714 nucleotides. The record is from the annotation of a GenBank genome assembly. NCBI's taxonomy places the organism in Eukaryota, Dinophyceae, Suessiales, Symbiodiniaceae.